AUGUCGACUCAGUACUGCGGCUACGGAUUCUACCGACGGAGGUGCGACACAGGCCUCAGCCGCGGCGCUCGCAUCGGCAUCGGCAUCGCCGUGGCCGUGGGAGUCAUCGCACUCUGUCUUGUUGUCGGCGCGCUUACCCGACGCGCUAGGCAGAGGCGUUUCGCCACCCAACACCAGCACGCCAUGAGCACCGUCAACUCAGGCGGCGCCGGUGCUGGCGCCUACGGCGGCUAUCCGCAGCAAACCUAUCAGCAACAAGGCUAUCCGCAGCAGCAGUCCUACUACGGCAACAACCCGCAGGCCAGCCCGUACGCCCAGUCGCCCAACCAGGGCCACGGCGGCAGCUACGCACCCCCGCCCGGCAUGCCGCCCGCCGAUGCCAGCCGCGCAGAGACGGGCGAUGCCGGCUUCUACGCUCCCCCCGUCGGACCCCCGCCACCGGCCUACCAGCCCUCGAACCACGAGAACAAGGUCUAG
Molecule: messenger RNA, 477 nt
Organism: Pseudozyma flocculosa PF-1
Lineage: Eukaryota; Fungi; Basidiomycota; Ustilaginomycetes; Ustilaginales; Ustilaginaceae
Exons: 2
Coding region: 1-477 (158 amino acids)
Source: RefSeq, a predicted model, not a curated record